Molecule: messenger RNA, 1809 nt
Organism: Brachypodium distachyon (stiff brome)
Lineage: Eukaryota; Viridiplantae; Streptophyta; Magnoliopsida; Poales; Poaceae
Product: F-box/LRR-repeat protein At2g43260-like
Exons: 1
Coding region: 163-1341 (392 amino acids)
Molecular function (GO): protein binding
Source: RefSeq, a predicted model, not a curated record
AGUCCCUGUUGUAUUCGUUUUCAGUUGGCAGAGUGUCGUAUCCCCGUAGGAGGGUCGUAUAAGUUUUUUUUUCCUGCCGGAAAGAGAAACAAAUACUAGUAAUUCAGACACGCCGCCGCAUCGGCACGAGAGUCCUCUCAGGGGACGACGACGAGAAUCGAGAUGAAGCCGUCGCUAGCGUCCCCGAUAGACGACGAGGACCUUCUGACCGAGAUACUCCUCCGCCUCCCCGCGCGGCCUUCCUCCCUCACCCGCGCCUCCCUCGUCUGCAAGCUCUGGCGCCGCCUCGUCACUGAUCCCCAAUUCCUCCGCCGCUUCUGCGCCCAUCACAGGGAGCCCCCCGCCAUCGGAGUGUUCCUCAACUUCUACCGCGGGGAUCUCUCCUUCAGGUCGGUUCUGGAUCCGCCGGACUCCAUCCCACCGGAGAAAUUCUCCGUGCAGCUGACCGACGGCAUCGAGGACGGCGGCGUCUGGUCCUUCCGCCGCUGCCGCCACGGCCGCGUGGUCUUCACCAGCGGGGACCACCUCGGCACCGGCUGCCGCCAGGUCCUGGUGUGGGAUCCCGUCACAGGCGACCGCAGCCGCAUAGGCAGCCCGCCGCCGCAGCUGGAUCACGACUGGAGCACGUCCCAUGUGCAAGCGGAGGUGCUCUGCGUCGCGGGCGACAAGGAUCACGUGCACGGCGCCUGCCAUUCGAGCCCCUUCAAGGUGGUGUUGGUGUGCGGCGACAGGAGCGUCGCGCGAGCCUGCGUGUACUCAUCGGAGACUGGAACCUGGGGCGAAAUAAUCUCGACAGCGAUUCCAUAUAGCCCACUGUCGUGUGUUGGCAUUGGCAGUCGAAGCAUCCUUUUAGGGAAUUCACUUUACUGGAUUAUUUUUGGUUGUAAGAUUGCAAUCCUCGAGCUUGAUUUGGAUACACAGAGGCUCGCUGUGAUAAAGGUGCCACCGGAUGCCCAUGUCGGGCAUCAUGGCAUCUACUUGAGUAAGCUGGGUGGUGGGCUUGGCUUCAUCGUUGUCUCGGACGACUACGUUGCUCAGCUAUGGGUGAGGAUGACUGAUUUUGAUGGUGUUGCCGGAUGGAUACCGGCACAAACAAUUGAAUUGGGCAAGCUUCUUCCGCUGAGACCAAGGGAGUGGACAAAUCUCCAAACGGUACUGGGGGUUGCUGGGGAGGACAAUGUGAUAUUUGUGUCAACAAAUUCAGGCGUCUUCGUGGUUCAUCUUGAGUCAAUGCAGUUGAAGAAAUUUUUUGAAAGCAAUCCUUUCGCCGACUGUUCGACUUCCACCAUCCAUCUAUUCACAAGUUUCUGUGCUGCUGGCAGCAUGCUGGUAAACAUAUAGUUAUGUCCUUUGUUAUUAGUCAAUAGUCAAGGCUUGGUGGAAUAAAUUAUCUCAGGUUCCGAAGAACAAUUUGACGGCGCAAAUAGAUAUUACUCUGGCUACUUAUGUCUCAUGGAACAUUUGGAAAGAGAGAAAUCGAAGAAUUUUUGAAAACAAGAGUCAGACUCCACUCAAUCUAUGAUGUUUGAUCGAGGAGGAUAAUGAUGAGUUUAAUAGGGCGUUUGGAAGAUAGCUUGCUGUGUGUAUAGCCGAGAGUCACUGCUCUUUGUGAUAUCGAGUUUUUCGUUUUUUCUUUGGCUUAGGCCGUUGUAUUUGGAUUGUUACCCCCCGCCCCCCCCCUUUGAUGCAAUGACAGAGCUCCUUUCUUUCCCGUCCAAAAAUCAUGUCAAUAAUUUCUCUGGCUGCAUGAUGACAUAGUAAUGGAGCCAACCUCCAAUCAGUUUUUGUAAGUACUAAGUCUUUUGAUGA